AUGCCUAGAAGACGAGCCGACAACCAAAUGGGAAAACGAAGAAGAAUAACAUUAGCAGCCGCAACAGAAGCGUACGAUGAAGAGGGAGUAAUAGAACUAGAAAACGAUUUAAAAGAACAAGAGAUUAUAAGUAAGAUCAUGAGAAUCGCAAUGGAAUACUAUACAGGAAUGGAACAAGAAAAAGGAAAUCAAGAAGAAGACCAAUGGGUAUGUAAUGGAAUAAUAUGGACGGAAGAGGAAAUGGAAAUAAUACAACGAUGGGCCGAGGAAGAAGGAGAAUUAGAAAAUAUCAUAACACGUGAAGAAGAAGAAUGA
Messenger RNA from Diversispora eburnea, 315 nucleotides. The record is from the annotation of a GenBank genome assembly. Lineage: Eukaryota; Fungi; Glomeromycota; Glomeromycetes; Diversisporales; Diversisporaceae.